Drosophila albomicans is the source of this 978-nucleotide messenger RNA. It is a transcript of the gene RpS4, whose product is annotated as 40S ribosomal protein S4. The transcript is spliced from 5 exons. Bases 93 to 878 code for a protein of 261 amino acids. Gene Ontology annotation, molecular function: RNA binding; structural constituent of ribosome. Gene Ontology annotation, biological process: translation. Lineage: Eukaryota; Metazoa; Arthropoda; Insecta; Diptera; Drosophilidae. The record is from RefSeq and is a predicted model, not a curated record. Gene Ontology annotation, cellular component: cytosolic small ribosomal subunit; ribosome.
CACUAAACUGACAUAAGUGGCAACGCCGUAAGCAGCUGUCAACUGCUUUGACAGCGCAUCAACUUCCUUUCCUUUUUCACGUAUCGUACGAGAUGGCUCGUGGACCCAAGAAGCAUUUGAAGCGUUUAGCCGCACCCAAGGCAUGGAUGUUGGACAAAUUGGGAGGAGUUUUCGCUCCCCGUCCAUCAACCGGUCCACACAAGCUGCGCGAGUCGCUGCCACUGUUGAUCUUCUUGAGAAAUCGUCUCAAGUACGCUCUCAAUGGCGCUGAGGUGACCAAGAUCGUCAUGCAGCGUCUCAUCAAGGUUGACGGCAAGGUCCGCACGGAUCCCACCUAUCCCGCUGGAUUCAUGGAUGUCAUCACCAUUGAGAAGACCGGUGAGUUCUUCCGUCUCGUCUAUGACGUUAAGGGACGUUUCACCAUUCACCGCAUUUCCGCCGAGGAAGCCAAGUACAAGUUGUGCAAGGUCCGCAAGACACAAUUGGGUGCCAAGGGUGUUCCUUUCCUGGUGACACAUGAUGGCCGCACCAUCCGUUAUCCCGAUCCUCUUGUGCACGCCAACGACACCGUGCAGGUUGAUAUUGCCAGCGGCAAGAUCACCGAUUACAUCAAGUUCGAUUCCGGCAACCUGUGCAUGAUCACCGGAGGCAGGAAUUUGGGACGUGUGGGCACCGUUGUCAACCGUGAGCGUCACCCCGGUUCAUUCGAUAUUGUGCACGUUAAGGAUUCCCAGGGUCACAUCUUCGCCACUCGUUUGACCAACGUGUUCAUCAUUGGCAAGGGUAACAAGCCCUACAUCUCGUUGCCAAAGGGCAAGGGUGUCAAGCUGAGCAUCUCGGAGGAGCGCGACAAGCGUUUGGCCGCCAAGACCCAUUAAGUACGCGAGUAGGAGACAAGAGUAAUGAGGAUUUUUACUUUUUAGCAUAACUCUGUACGUUAAAGCUACGGAAUUACAAAUCAACGUAAAGAAAAAAGUA